Messenger RNA from Pocillopora verrucosa, 1655 nucleotides. Its product is annotated as organic cation transporter protein. Gene Ontology annotation, cellular component: membrane. Lineage: Eukaryota; Metazoa; Cnidaria; Anthozoa; Scleractinia; Pocilloporidae. Gene Ontology annotation, molecular function: transmembrane transporter activity. The record is from RefSeq and is a predicted model, not a curated record. Gene Ontology annotation, biological process: transmembrane transport.
UCCUUCGAACAUGGCCGGCUUGGAUGUUGAUUCGGUUUUGAGACGCAUCGGCCAAUUCGGUCCUUAUCAGAUUCGCAUCUUAGCUCUGUUCACGUUCAUCUUCUUCCCCAUCACAUAUCAAACGCUGAUCAUGGUGUUUGUGGCGUACGAGCCUCCUUGGAUGUGUGCUAAGCACAGCGUGGCAUGUUUGGAAUCAAAUAACUCAUCGCCUAACAGCUCUUCAGUAGAGAGUGCUGUUUACAGCACAUCUACCAAACCUAAACAGCUUUAUGAAAGAAGAUGUUCUUUGAAGAGAAGCGACUGGAAGUUUGCUGAGUACGAUCUCUAUGAAGGACCACAUGAGACUAUUGUAACCGAGUUUGACUUGGUGUGUAGCCGUGGGAUGCUGGGGUGGCUCGCAAAUUCCAUGCUGUUCAUUGGCUGGGCAGUCGGUGCCAUCGUGUUGGGUUUCAUCGCCGACCGAUAUGGCCGAAAAAGUGUCCUGUUCCCUUCCGUGUUAAUAGUGCUGCUGGUGACGUUUGCUAUGGCGUUUGCUAAGGCGUUCUGGAUCAUUGCUGUUUGCCGAGUAAUUAUCGGGUUUUUCGAGGCUGGUUGUUUUCUGUCAAUGUUCGUAUUGGCCACCGAACUGGUUGGGCCUGAGAGAAGAGCAUUAGCUGGGACCCUUGUUUGGUUCUACUUCACCGCAGCCCUAAUGAUUUUGGGACUGAAGGCCUUUUUUAUUCGUAAAUGGAGAACACUACUCAUUGUAUCAUCAGCACCGUGGAUUUUCAUCCUCGUAUUCUGGAAGUUCAUUCCCGAAUCAGUGAGGUGGCUUCUUGUUAAGGGAAAAAAAGAGGAAGCUCGAGAAAUUUUGUCUAAUGUCGCCAAAGUGAACAAGAAGGAGAUGCCAAGCGAAGAACUACGUGUCCCAGUAACCACCGCGAGCAAGGGGAUCUUUGAGCUGUUUAAGACAUGGAAUAUGGCAAAGUUGUCUUUGAUCCAGUGUUAUGCUUGGUUCGUGAACGGCAUGGUGUAUUACGGGCUGUCACUGAGUUCAGGAGAAUUUGGAGGAAGUAUCUAUUUGAAUUUUGUUCUGACGAGUUUGGUAGAAAUCCCUGGAAAUAUACUGGUUAUCCACAACUGUAACAGGUUUGGUCGUCGAAAAACGUUGGUAGCUUACAUGGUUCUAGCAGGAGUCACUGUGGUGGCUGUUUCCUUGAUCCCAAAUGGCACUAAUAACACAGGUUACAUCGCUGGUCGAGUGACGCUUGGCACUCUGGGUAAACUCUGUAUUACUACGUCUUUCAACGCUAUUUACGUUUUCUCGGCUGAACUUUUCCCAACGAUUGUCAGAAACAGCGGGAUGGGUAUGGUAUCUGUAGCAAGUCGUAUUGGGGCAGCCAGCUCUCCCUUUGUGGUGGAGAUGACUCGUAUUAACGCCAUUUUUCCUUUCGCCUUGAUGGGAAGCUUGUCAUUCAUUGCCGCAGUUUUUUGCUGGUUACUUCCGGAGACCCUUGGGAAACACACCGCCGAAGUUAUGGAAGACACCGAGAAACAACAGGAUAAGGACUAUUCUCUGGAAGUACUAAAAAAGCUGACUGAGGACUGACGAAUUUCUUACCUCAUUUACCUGAAAUAUUAAGUCCCUCGACAUCUACCAACGAUUUUAACUUGAG